CGCCAAGCGGCCGCAACGCAAGCAGAGAGCUCUCCUACAAAACGGCUAACGGUACUGUGAGUGGAUGUGAAUCGUUUCGUUUCGUCUCCGUCUCCGUGUGUUUCUCGUCUCUCGUUUUACUUUUCGGCUAUCCACCGAUAUACAUAUACAAUUUUUUUUUUGCUCUUUCGCACUUCGUCGUUCAUUGAUCGUCUCGUCGCAGCAUCCAAUUCACCAAUAUCGUGCACCUGUGUGAGGUGUGUGUUUCUGUGGCACGUGUGUGUGUGUGUGUGCGACUCUUUUUUUAUGUGUGCGUUUGUUUGUGUUUUAGAGUGAAAUGGAAUUUGUUGAAUGUUAAUUGCACGCAGCAGGCUGCCGGCAAACACCAGCAACAGCACCAGCACCAGCACCAGCAGCAGCAGGAGAAAAUCGUUGAUAAAUAGACAAUAAAAUAAAACAAAGGCCAGAGACGCCGCUUCAAUUAGCCUUGUCAAUGAACCAGUGACACCAUCAUCGGCAUCACCAUCAUUAGCGAGCAGAAACCGAGAGCAGAUAUGACAGAGACAAGCAGCCACCAAGCAGGCCCCGGCGGGGAUUUCAAUGGCCGUCACUCGGCCUCGCCGGCACGCACCAUAGACUCGCACGACUCCACCACAGGCAGCAUGGACACCAUUGUGGACCGCAGCCUGAACCGGGAGGAGCUCUUGCAGGUGGCAACCAGCACCAUCGAACAGAGCACCAACACCACCAACAUGGGGCCAGGCGGCAGCCUGACCAACUCACAGAUUGGGAUCCUUCAGCGAGACCAGCAGCAGCAGCAGCAGCAGCAGCAGGAGGAGGAGGAGAUGCAGCUGCAGGAGCAGGAGCAGGCACGUCAGGAUGCCCAGAGUCACAUCUAUUCGAGUCCCGUCUACGACGAGAAGCCGCCGCCGUUGAAGCUGACGGGGGCCUCCCUGCUCGCCGCUGCCAUGGACCUAGACGCAGCCAAGGCCAGGACCAACAGCCAGAUCCUGGACGAGGCUAAGAAGCCGAAGCUCAUCUCGCACCAGGAGUUCAAGCAACAGCUGGAGGAGGCCAUGGCCACGCGCCAUCCGGCUCAGGCGGGAACUCUGAGCGCGAAGAGCGCGGCCAACAACACCAUCGACUCGCGGAUCAGCAAGAAGCAGCGCUGCCCUCCGGAGUUCAUCAAGUACAAGGGGGGGUCCGGCGGCAGCGAUGGAGGCAGCGGCGAUGGGGCCAGCUCCACUCUAUCGGCAAAGGCACGCCGCAAGCGACGGGCAAGCAACGAGUGCUGCUCGGCAUUCCCGCUCCAGAUCGUGCUCGGAACACUGCAGCUCGUCUUGGCCAUCUCCCUGGUGGCGCUCGGCUCGCUGCUGAUCGUGCGCGAGGCGGCCUUGUCGAUGGCCGGCUGCGGCAUCUGGACGGGCCUGAUCGCGGCCGUCACCGGAUCCCUGGGCGUGGUCAGCAUGCGCAAGACGCAGACGGCCUUCCUGGCCCUCAGCCUGGUCUGCAUUGCCAGCAGCACGCUGGCGCUGGCCAUUUCGGGCGUGGGCCUCUCUCGGGACCUCAACCGCAUGGCCGAGCAGAAGGGAGAGCAGUUUGACCUGAUGAAUGCCAACAGUGAAGUUUCCGCUGCCUGUGGCUUGAUAUUCACCUUGUUUUUGCACUUUGUGGUCAGCAUUGUGUCAGUCUAUCGCUGUGCGCUGCAGAUUUGCACCAAAUCGGAGCACAGCGAGCUACGCGACGUCAUCAUUAAGUCAAAGGCCUCGGGCAUAGCCCUGGAUCAACAGAAGGUGGACCAGUACAUCAAGGCCAUGUCCCUCAACGGCAGUGAAAAGGCCAACACCGAGAAGCUGGCGGCCAUGUGGAUGUACGCCACGCAGAUGGGCAGCCUGCCGCCACCUUCGGUGCGCAAGCUGACGCCUCCCUCCCGUUCCAUAAUGCUCAUUCCCUCCACCGCUGGAAGUGGACUGCCACCGCCGCCGCCCACACGCCUGCCCCCACCCCCGCCUGGCACCGGAGCGGGGCUGCUGCUCCCAGUGCCUCCACUGGCGCCGCAUUAGGGGAUGACGCUGCCCUACAUGCGACCUGGACCCGGCUCCCUGAUCUACGCCCAUCCGGCCAGCCUCAGCGGCACCUACCGCACCCACAAGAGCACCAAGUCGGCCGAGCUGAAUGGUCAGCGCAGGCGCCGCCGGGCAGGCAAAUCGGACGCCAAUCGCCGCCAGCGCCGCAAGUCCGAGGCGGACGUCCUCGACGGAGCCCCCAACUUUCAGUACACGGGCCUGGACCGGGCCAUAGCCGACAGCUUCCUGGCCCGCCAGGAGCAGUCACAGGCCGGCAGUCACAUCGAUUACUCCUCGUCAGCGUCCUCGGAUCUGUACGGGGGCCAGCGUGCCUCCUCCAAAACGAAGAUUGUCUGUCGCGAUGUGGUGAUGUGAGGAGGAGCACCACCACCACCACCCCCCCUCUCUGUACAUAUAUGUGUAGUCUGUCUGGUGGUCAGGCCUAGGAGCCUGCCCCACCGCUAAAAGGUUUUCACUUGGAAUUUCCUUAACCUUUCCCCUCUCCCGUACUAGCUCUAAGCACUUAAUCUUUAUAUAUGUACCUAUCCACAUGUACAUAUGUAUGUACACGUGUAUGUAAAGCGAUAAAUAAAGUUAUAUAUACAUAUAUA
Messenger RNA from Drosophila obscura, 2656 nucleotides. RefSeq lists its product as uncharacterized. NCBI's taxonomy places the organism in Eukaryota, Metazoa, Arthropoda, Insecta, Diptera, Drosophilidae. The record is from RefSeq and is a predicted model, not a curated record. Gene Ontology annotation, cellular component: membrane.